ACAUUAACAAAGUAACACGGUGUGAGCGAUAGAGACUUCAGACAGAUAGACAAUGGGAUAGAGUGGGAGAGAUAUAUGUAGAGCUCCGUUUUCUGGUUGGUGAAACUGAAACUUAAAUUCAGAGCCCAAAAAUAAAAUAAAAUAAAAUGGCGGUGCAUUCGCUCUGUGUCUCAGCAUUCUCAGCUCUGAGCUCCUUCUCUACUUGUACCAGUACCAAACCCUCUCAUUCUCUUCCCAUUCCCAGUCUUUCGUUUCUCAACUUGCGCUCCCGAAGCCACGACGGCGUUUCAUGCUCUUGGUUUCCCACACUCAACCAAAACAAUCUGCCGCGUAGACUCAGAAAGCUGAGGUCGGCAGACGAAGAAACCACAGUUCCUGAGCAAGAAGAUGAGCAACCCACCUCCCAACAAGAAGCUGAUGGAGAACCAUCCUCUUCCUCCGAAGAACAGGACCAGCAGCCUGUUUCGGUCCCCGUUUCUCCUUCCGACACUCUUACUAUGUUCUUUCAGGCAGAUGGCACAUUGAGUGACUCAGCUAUCCCUGCAGUGACCAAAGCGUUAGAGGAAACAGAGGGUAUUGCCAAUUUGAAGGUUCAAGUUGUUGAGGGUAUUGCAAGUGUUGAGCUGACAAAGCUAACAACGGUACAAGCAACAGGGGUAGCUUCCAGUUUGGUCGAGAUCAUACAAGGUUCAGGCUUCAAGCUACAAACAUUGAAUUUGAGUUUUGAGGAUGAAGAGAGUGUGGCUGUCUAGAUCAUGCAUACAGAUCUAGAAAACACUGAAUUCCAUAAAAAUGAGAAAUUUUAUGUUAGAAAGCUCUGUCCUUGGAUUCUUGGUCUCAUUCUUGGUUUCUUCUGUGCAUCUGGUUGGGAAGUGUACUGUAUUAAUUGAGCAUUGGUAGUUUUAUAGGCUGAUUUCUACCUUGCUUUGGAGAACUUGAGUUUGUAUUGUUCAGAUAGUGGAUUAAUUAUAUCAAUUUGGUGAGAUAGUUUACACAAUGAAAGUCUUUGAUUA
Ziziphus jujuba (common jujube) is the source of this 1013-nucleotide messenger RNA. RefSeq lists its product as uncharacterized. The coding region runs from base 147 to 752 and encodes 201 amino acids. Gene Ontology annotation, cellular component: chloroplast. The record is from RefSeq and is a predicted model, not a curated record. Lineage: Eukaryota; Viridiplantae; Streptophyta; Magnoliopsida; Rosales; Rhamnaceae. The transcript is spliced from 4 exons.